CUUAAGCAACCAUGUCCAACUCCGGCGAGCCAGAGCUCCUGCACACAUUUAAGGGGAUUCCCUUUACCACCAGGUCUUCUCCAGAACUUUUAAAAUCCUUGGAUACUUUUGAUGCUAGAGAAGAUGAUGUCCUUUUGGUUUCCUAUCCCAAAUCUGGCACUCACUGGCUUGCAGGAGUUAUAACAAAGCUUUACAAUACUCAAGUCACAAUAACAUCUCCCAUUGAAUUUGGAGACAUUUCCCGACUGGAGGAGCUGAAUAAACUCUCAUCAAAGAGAAUCAUCCCAACACAUUUAGACUACAACAUGUUGCCUCCAAAUUUUAAGAAUAAGAAAUGCAAGAUGAUCUACAUUAGCAGAAAUCCAAAAGACACUGCAGUUUCCAUGUUUCAUUACUACAGAGAUAACCCAAACCUUCCUACUGUAGACACCUGGACUGCUUUCUUUGACCUGUUCUUAAAAGGCAAUGUUGUUUGUGGAUCCUGGUUUGAUCAUUUCCUAAGCUGGGAAGAACAUGAAGAUGAUAAAAACAUCCUCUUUUUGUUCUAUGAAGACAUGAAGAAGGAUCUCCCUAAGGUUGUAAAGAAAAUUACUUUGUUCCUGAGUUUAAGCAUCAGUGACAAUGACAUCCAAGACAUCUGCAAGAAGUCCUCAUUCUCAGAGAUGAAGAAUGACACAGAAAAGGAGAACAGUGAUCCCAGCCACACCGUGUGUGCUCUGACAUCGAACAGGAAACUGAUUUUCCGAAAAGGUGCUGUUGGUGAUUGGAAGAACUACUUCACUCCAAAGCAGAAUAUUAGGUUUCAGGAGAUAUUUAAUGAGAAAAUGAAACUCAGCAAGAUGGCAGACAGUUUUAUCUAUGAAUUCUGA
This is a messenger RNA of Poecile atricapillus (Black-capped chickadee), 869 nucleotides long. Its product is annotated as sulfotransferase 6B1-like. NCBI's taxonomy places the organism in Eukaryota, Metazoa, Chordata, Aves, Passeriformes, Paridae. The record is from RefSeq and is a predicted model, not a curated record. Gene Ontology annotation, biological process: sulfation. Bases 12 to 869 code for a protein of 285 amino acids. Gene Ontology annotation, cellular component: cytoplasm. The transcript is spliced from 6 exons. Gene Ontology annotation, molecular function: sulfotransferase activity.